AUGGGGACCUCCAAACUUGGACUUCGUGUGGUUAUCAGAAGGUCUAAUAAUGGUUCGAAUAUAAGAUGCGCUUUUGUGACAAUGACAUGUGAAAGAAGCAGGAAAUAUAGAACUCCUUUCCGGAAUUUUAAAAGAGACGACACCAGUUCAAGAAAAUGUGAGUGCCACUUUAAGGUGCGUGGUUACAAGUUGGCUAACAAAAACUGGAGAUUUAAUGUCAUAUGUGGUUUGCAUAACCAUGAUUUGUGUGAAAAAUUAGUCGGUCAUCCUAGUGUGUGUCGUCUCAUACCGGAAGAGAAGGAAUGUGUUGCUGACAUGAUAUUGAAUUUGGUUCAACCGAAAAAUAUACUUGCAACAUUGAAAUGGAAAAGAUCCGAAAAUAUAUCAAAUAUCAAUUACGUGUCUAGGUACCGAACGUGCGAGGAUGAGGUUACUGUUAACGUUAUAUUUUGGAUUCAUCCUGAUUCCAUAAAGUUGUUCAAUAUAUUUUCUAUUGUGCGCAUACUUGAUUCAACGUAUCACAUAACAAAGAAUGUGAGAAGUCAGGUUAAAUCCGCGGCAGGGGCGAAACAGAUAGAGUCUGAAGAUGGAAAAAGGAUGAAGGGAGGUGUGGUGAAGGAGAAAAUUGUUUGUGCAUGGACUGAUAAGGUUAGACACCAUGGAAAUACAACAGCUAACAAAAUUGAGUUUGCCCAUGCUACUUUGAAAAAUAGAUUGAAAAAUAGUAAGGGUGAUUUGUGUAUAGAUUAG
Lathyrus oleraceus (garden pea) is the source of this 750-nucleotide messenger RNA. RefSeq lists its product as uncharacterized. Gene Ontology annotation, molecular function: DNA-binding transcription factor activity, RNA polymerase II-specific. The transcript is spliced from 4 exons. Lineage: Eukaryota; Viridiplantae; Streptophyta; Magnoliopsida; Fabales; Fabaceae. Bases 1 to 750 code for a protein of 249 amino acids. The record is from RefSeq and is a predicted model, not a curated record. Gene Ontology annotation, biological process: positive regulation of transcription by RNA polymerase II; cellular response to iron ion starvation.